Molecule: messenger RNA, 1137 nt
Organism: Stegodyphus dumicola
Lineage: Eukaryota; Metazoa; Arthropoda; Arachnida; Araneae; Eresidae
Product: chitinase-3-like protein 1
Biological process (GO): carbohydrate metabolic process; chitin catabolic process
Cellular component (GO): extracellular region
Molecular function (GO): chitin binding; chitinase activity
Source: RefSeq, a predicted model, not a curated record
AUCAUUUUGAUUCGCGAACUACGUUCUUUGAGAGAUAGGAUUUUAAGAAAGAGACAUAACUACACUUUUGCUUGAGAAGAAAUGGCGUUUAGUAAAAAUGUACUUCGGGCGAUAUGCAUUCUCAUUAUGGGUUUAGCUUCCAUAAAAAGUCAAACAUCAUAUACUGGAACUGAAAUCCACGCUUCAGCUUCAACAGCUUCACUAACGAGUAGUGUAUCUACUACCGGUACACCCAGCAAUGAUCCUUUAAAAGGGUUUAAGAUUGUUUGUUUGUUUAAUAAUAUGAAAUACUAUAAAGAAGGCUUCACUCCAGCUAUGAUUGAUCCUACACUGUGUACGCAUGUUAAUUACGAGUUUGCAAUACUAGAUGAUAUGACCUAUGAACUGAUGACUGGAGAGCCAGAUUUGGAUGUUCAUGAAAAUUUCUAUCAGGAGGCAGUUGAUCUGAAGAAGAAAAAUCCUAAUUUGAAAGUAAUGCUGUCAUUAGGUGGAUGGGGAGACAGUACAAAGAAGUAUUCGGAUUUAGUAGCGUCGUCAUCAAGGAGGAAGAAUUUUAUAAAAAAAGCUGUGGAAUUCAUAAAAGCUCACGGAUUUGAUGGAAUAGAUGUUAGCUGGCAAUAUCCCAAUUGCUGGCAAGGUGCUAUUGGAGUACAUCCGGACGAUAAGGAGAAUUUUGCAAAAUUUUUACAGGAACUUCGAAAAGCAUGUGAUCAGGCUGAUCUGACUCUGUCUGUUAGUGUCGGGGCAAUUAAGCGUGAGGUCGAAGCUGCAUAUGACAUUCCUGCUAUUUCAAAGGCUGUGCAUCAUAUUAAUCUAAUGACAUACGACAUGCACGGACCGUGGGAAGGAAAAACAGGUCACCAUGCUCAAUUUGAUAAAACUCCAUCGGAUGCAGACCCUUAUGCUAAUGUAAAAUCAGCUGUUCAAAUCUGGAUAAGCGGAGGAGUUGACAAAAAGAAAUUGAUUUUAGGAAUACCUUUAUAUGGGAACACAUUCACAUUAGUUGAUCCUAAGAAGCAUGGAAUAAGGUCUCCUGCUAAAGGCCCAGGCAAACCUGGCCCAAGAAGCAAGCAGGGCGGAUUCAUUGCUUAUAACGAGGUAGAUUUUCUUUUGGAUUUUGCAUUAUCAUUAUUUUAA